GAUAAUGUCAUAUCGCACAUUAUUACAACAACAUUACCAUAUUAUCGCAGAAGAUAUAUUGUAUAUUGCACACCCCAGACUCGACUUGAGUGGAAAAUGAAUCAUCGGUUGUGUGAGCACUUACUAGCACAUGAGCAAAGGUGUUUUUAGGAGACUGACUUGCAAGCGCCAGAUCACUGAUUCGUCAAACCUGCUUUCCUGCAAUCCGUGUUCUUCAGACUUCUGACUAUUUUUCAGUAACGAAUAUGCUUUGGGGAAAUGUAUCGGAGUAAAAGUAUACAUUUUAAUUAAGAAAUGUAGUGGAGUAAAAGUAAAAGUUGGCUGAAAUAUAAAAACUCAAGUAAAGUACAGAUACUCCCAAAAAAAUACUGUAAACGAAGUAUUAUUACUUCGUUACAAUACACCACUGCUUGUCUUCAGGAUCAUUAGAAAAUCACAGGUAACGUUAGGUGAGUUUGAUCAGGGUUGGAGCUAAACUCUGCAGCGCAUUGCCCCUCAAGGGCAAGAUUUGAGGAACCCUUAUUUAGAACGUCAAAAAUAAAUCAAUCACAGCAGUUUUGGGAAUAUUUUGGGCAUAUUUAACAUUUUAGAGGACUCCUAGUUAGUGUAUUAAUAAUAAGCUUUGUUUUUUCUGGAAUUAACAGUUAAAAUCGGGCUCUAUGAAAAGAGCUUAUCAGAACAAUGCAAGUUUAGCGUUCCAAAACAAAGAACCGCGCGUUAUGUCACAUUUCGAAUGCGACGCAACGGCACGUUCGGCCAAUCAGUGGGGGGAAACGGGACACAGUGGGCGAGUCUCUCUUCCUCAGGGAGCGGUCCACCAAAUUCAAACAGCCACAAGAAACAAAGCAAAGGAUAGUCCGAUUUCAUCAGACUCCGCGGUGUGGAAAAACAACGGCCAUUUUCGUCUCUCUAAGAUCUUAUUAUGACGUCCACGAUUGUGAGCGGGGUCUGGAGGUCACAUGCAGUCCUCGAUGAGUCAGAACCUGACAGCUCGCCCGAAGCGGCACAGCAGUUUAAGAAGAUGCGCUCCUCCAGCUCGCUGAACUCAGUGAGAAUGUCUCUGCGCAAGCGACUGCCCUUGAAACCAGUGCAAUCCAACAUGAACAUCUCUGAGACCGCCACAUGGGAGUCACUACAGAUGAACCAAAAGACUAGUGCUGUCCACAAAAUGACCCGCAGUGCCAAAAACUCCAUUGGAAGCGUCUAUCAGAGGUUUCAAAGGAGCAGACAGUCACGUCAGGAGUGUCUAGUCAUGACACCUGGUAGAACAUCAGAUGGUGAGGAAUGUGAUUGCAUUGGGACGUCACAAACCCCAAAACGAUAUGCUUCUCUUACUACCAUCACCCCCAGGCGAACUCCAAGGUCAACCAACAAGCGGACUCCUCGAAGGGCCUGUACCCCAGAAGCUAUCGACUCUGCCGUUAGGACUGUGAAGACCACGGGCACCAGGAGGCAGCUGGUGCGAAUGGCUGCACUCAGAAGCCCUUUUGCAUCACCCAACACAAUGAGUAGCAGGAGGCAGUUUGAUGAGGAUCUGGAUUGUGUAUCCAAAGGCCUCCGGAGGCUGAAGCGUCUCUCUCAAGCCUUUGAUGAUGCGAUUGGGAAAGAUGAUCGGGUCCAGGCCUUGGAGCACUACAAAGCGGUCAUGAACAUCGGCUAUAGCUCCACCAAGAGUAACAUUUCCAGAGGACUGAACAGGGCUUCCAUCCGAAAACAGACCCAGCGCAUCCAGCAGACCGUCAGCAGCUGGACUGAUGUGGCCAUGUCAAACAUCCGUAAAACUUCUUAAAAGAGGCACCUGUUUUCAUUAUGCAACUAAACGUGUGUGGUCUUGCGUUUCUCAGUAUAUGCCAGAAGAGGCCUUAUCCAGUAUUUUGAAUGGACUCUUUUCCUAUCUGUCUGUAUCUUUUAAGUGUUUAAAUUAAAGGGCAACUGAAUAUACUGUAUCACUAUUUGGGAAUAGUUUGCAUUUACAGCUGCUAAUUAUCAGAUGUAUGUGCAUGAUUUUAGUUAAUGCACAUUCAUGGCUCAGUGUGCUUGCCGUAAUGAAGCAUUUAGCAAUUCUGCUGUGAAAAACCACCAAAAGAUGUGAAUACCAAAUGUAAGCAUAUUUGAAAUACAUAUGUGGAGAGGUCAAGGAAUUGGAAAAAAAGCUGAAUGUUAUUCAUCAAAGAAAAGAUGAACAAUAUUCAAUUUUUUUGUGUGGAUUUUUUCUUUUUCUUUUUUUUUUUUACAAAAGAAAAAUAUAUCCAUCCAACACUAAACUAACAUAGAUACUGACUGUGGGAGAUGUUACUAAUGUUAUGUUUGCUAACUGUCUAACCUAUUUAGUUGAAGUUUAUUAACAGUAUUUUACUACUUUGGUACUUUACUGAGUUUACUGUAAAACGUUAGUAUUUGUGUAAAGGGAGAAUAAAAUGCAAAGUAUGACAUUUUCACAAAUUCACCAAGCAAAUAUUAAGACACUAUAAUCAUUGAUUGUACUUACAAUAUAAUGAUCUAUAUGUGAACAUUACCAAAGGAGAAUAAGAGAAUUCAAAUGUGGGUGAAACAUACUCAAAAGCAUGUAAAAGUUUUGUAGACAAUUUCUAAGUUGAAAUUAUGUUUACAUGUAUUGCUUUGCAUUAUGCAUGUGAUUUGUUUAGAAAAGGACAAAAAAAAAAAAACAGUUGUUAGCUUUUUUAUACUUAAUAAAAAUUGAAUAUUUGAUACAUUUAAAUGAU
Messenger RNA from Onychostoma macrolepis, 2723 nucleotides. RefSeq lists its product as uncharacterized. Lineage: Eukaryota; Metazoa; Chordata; Actinopteri; Cypriniformes; Cyprinidae. The transcript is spliced from 5 exons. The coding region runs from base 923 to 1789 and encodes 288 amino acids. The record is from RefSeq and is a predicted model, not a curated record.